GGGCACCGGGGUCUACUCUUCUCACUCGGGCGGCGGGGGCUCAGUCGUCUGGCUGGCCCAGGGCGGGACGAGCCAGCAGCUCGGCUGCCCAGGGGCCAUGGCACGGAAAAGUUUGCCUCUCCUCCUGCUCCUGGCGGUGCUCGGCAGCCGAGGCCAGCCGCCAGCGCCGCCGCCGCCGCCGCAAAGAGGGUUGUUUCCUGCAGUGCUUAACCUGGCUACCAAUGCUCUCAUCACAACCAAUGCUACCUGUGGAGAAAAGGGUCGGGAAAUGUACUGCAAACUUGUUGAACAUGUACCUGGACAGCCUGCAAGGAACCCUCAGUGCCGUAUUUGUGAUCAAAAGAGCAGAGUUCCACAUCAACGACAUCCUAUAACAAAUGCAAUUGAUGGCAAGAACACUUGGUGGCAAAGCCCUAGUAUCCAGAAUGGAAUUGAAUAUCAUUAUGUCACCAUUACGUUGGACCUCCAACAGAUUUUCCAGAUUGCAUAUGUUAUUGUGAAAGCAGCUAACUCACCUCGACCUGGGAAUUGGAUCUUGGAGCGUUCACUGGAUGGUGUAGACUACCAGCCAUGGCAAUAUUAUGCUAUCACAGACAGUGAAUGCUUGACACGCUACAACAUUCAUCCUCGUCCUGGAACUCCAUCCUAUAUAAAAGAUGAUGAAGUCAUAUGCACUUCUUAUUAUUCCAAAAUCCAUCCUCUGGAGAAUGGAGAGAUUCACACUUCUCUGAUUAAUGGGCGGCCCAGUGCUGAUGAUCCUUCACCUGAAUUACUGGAAUUCACCUCUGCUCGCUUUAUUCGCCUGAGAUUCCAGAGGAUACGGACACUGAAUGCUGAUUUAAUGAUGUUUGCACACAAAGAUCCAACAGAAAUUGAUCCCAUUGUUACAAGGAGGUAUUACUAUUCUAUAAAAGACAUCUCUGUUGGAGGCAUGUGUAUAUGUUCAGGCCAUGCGAAAGCUUGCCCACUUGAUCCAGCAACUAAUAAAUCUGUCUGUCAGUGUGAGCACAACACGUGUGGAGAGACGUGUGAUCGGUGCUGUCCUGGUUUCAACCAAAAGCCUUGGCAUGCUGGCACUUUUCUGGUUAAACAUGAAUGUGAACCCUGCAACUGUCAUGGAAAGGCUGAGGAGUGUUACUAUGAUCAGGAUGUUGCAGACAGAAAUCAGAGUUUGAAUGUCCAUGGAGAAUACAUUGGGGGUGGAGUCUGUGUGAAUUGCACAAACCACACUGGUGGGAUCAACUGUGAGACCUGCAUUGAUGGUUACUUCAGACCUAAGGGGGUCUUGCCAGAUAGCCCUGAUCCAUGCCAGCCAUGUUCCUGUAAUCCAAAUGGAUCUUUACAUGAUACCUGUGUCAAAGAUGAGAAACAUGCAGAAGGAGAUAUGCUGCCUGGUUUCUGUCACUGCAAGACUGGCUAUGCAGGAGAGAGCUGUGAUAGAUGUGCCUUGGGUUAUAAAGGAUAUCCUGAGUGUGUGCCCUGCAACUGCUCAGUGACUGGCAGUGUGAAUGCUGACCCUUGUGUGGGUCCCUGCAUCUGCAAGGAACAUGUUGAAGGAGAAAACUGUGAUCAGUGCAAAGCAGGUUUCUUCAAUCUUCAGAAAAACAAUCCCAAAGGCUGUGAGGAAUGUUUCUGCUCUGGGAAGACAAGUGUCUGCACACACUCUCACCUUACCUACAGAACUAUAGAAGACAUGAAUGGCUGGUAUCUGACUGGCUUACCAGGUCACAUCAGAGUUACCCCCAAGCAAAAGAGAUUUGAUGGACAUCAGCAGUUUAGCAUCAGCAACGUGGCUGCACGGAAAGUACUGCCAGAGACUUAUUACUGGAGUGCACCCAGUUCUUUUUUGGGCAACAAAGUAGCAGCUGCUGGAGGACGUCUGAAAUUUACAGUCUCCUAUGACUUCACAGAGCAAGAAGAGACAGUCCCACUAAUGAUUCAAUCUGAUGUCAUCAUAGAGGGAGGUGACUUAAAAAUCAGCACUCCGAAAGAGGGGCUUCACCUGCAGCCUUCUGAAGAACACACUGAAGAAAUAGUGCUGCAACCAGAAUCUUUCUUUGUACAUGGCACUGAUGUUCCUGUCAGCAGGAGGGAGUUCAUGACUGUUCUUGCAAACGUAAAGAGAAUCCUUAUAAGAGCCACGUACAGCUAUGGGAUGAAUGCCAUCUACAGACUACGAAGUGUUAGCAUGGAAGCUGCUGACCACACUUCAUCUGGAAGGAAGGUGGCAUCUUCAGUGGAGUUAUGUGACUGUCCCCCAGGGUAUGAUGGUACCUCCUGUGAGUCUUGCUGGCCUCGUCACAGACGUGUGAACGGCACAAUUUUUGGUGGAGUCUGUGCACCAUGUAGAUGCUAUGGUCAUGCAGAAUUUUGUGAUGAUAUUACAGGAGAAUGCCUGGACUGCAAACACAACACAGGUGGUUCAUAUUGUGAUAGAUGCCUUCCUGGCUUCUAUGGAGAUCCUACUAAAGGGACAGCUGAAGACUGCCAGCUGUGUGCUUGCCCCCUAAAUAUACCUUCUAACAACUUUAGCCCUACAUGCCAUUUUGACCGAAGUCGUGGAUUAAUAUGCGAUGAAUGCCCAGCUGGGUACGUGGGACCACGCUGUGAAAGGUGUGCAGAAGGCUAUUUUGGACAACCUUUAAUACCAGGAGGAUCUUGCCAGCCAUGCCAAUGUAAUAACAACCUUGACUUCUCCGUUCCUGGCAGCUGUGACAGCUUGUCUGGUGCUUGCCUGAUAUGUAAGCCAGGUACAACAGGCCAAUUUUGUGAGAGGUGUGCUGAUGGAUAUUUUGGCAAUGCUCUUGAUGCAAGAAACUGUCAACCCUGUCACUGUCACAUCAAUGGCUCCUUCUCUGAGAUGUGCGACUCGCGGACAGGCCAGUGCCAAUGUAAAACCAAUGUGAUUGGGCGCCGCUGUGAUGUCUGCCAGCCUAGCUACUUCUGGGCCCCAGGAAAGGUGUUUUGUAUACCUUGUGGCUGCAGUACUUUAGGAUCUAUGUCACUGCAAUGUGAUAUGUCAGGAAGAUGUAUCUGCAAAUCAGGAUUCAUGGGCAGACACUGUGAAAUCAGCAGACAGGUGCCUAAAUUGAAAGAAAAUGCACAAAGCAGCCAGCAGAUCCGACUCCCCCCUCGGAGAUGGGGCAUCAGCAGUGCCAGUGGGUGCCCACGGGGUGCUUAUCGGCCUGAUGCUCUGGUUCGAGUACUUCUCCCUGUUUUGUCACUGAGAACUCUUCGUCUCCCUAUGGACAGCCUGAACAUUGGCUUACAGUCUUCAAUGGGAUGUAUUCCCUGCAACUGCAACUCUUUCGGUUCCAAGUCCUUUGACUGUGAUGCAGGUGCAUGUUACUGCCAGCCUGAGUGACGGGGACAGGAAUGUGACCGCUGUGCUCAUGGAUUUUACAACUUGAAGAAGAGCUGUACUCCCUGUGAGUGUUCACGUUUUGGUAAUAACUGUGAUCCCCUCAGUGGCCGCUGUAUCUGCCCUCCCAAUACUGUUGGAGAGAUGUGUGACAAAUGUGCACCAAAUCACUGGGGCCACGACAUUGUCAGUGGCUGCAAGCCCUGUGACUGCAGCCUCGUUGGAGCCCUGAGUUCUCAGUGUGACUUAAAUACAGGCUGUUGCUUCUGCCGUGCUGAAUUCUCUGGGGAUAAAUGCACUGAGUGCCGUAUGGGUUACUGGAAUUAUCCACACUGUGUUGCUUGUCAGUGCUUCCUGGCAGGGACUGAUCCACAGAGCUGUGAUGCAGAGAUGGGGAAGUGCUCAUGCACUGCUCACACUGGCCAGUGCAGCUGCAAGGUUAAUGUGGAAGGUGUCCACUGUGACAGGUGCAAGUCUGGCACAUUUGGUCUCUCUGCCAGAAACCCACUUGGCUGCAGCAGUUGCUAUUGCUUUGGCCUGAGUACACAGUGCAGUGAGGCACGGGGGCUGAUUCGCAUGUGGUUGACCUUGAAGCCAGAGCAAAUGAUUAUACCACUGGUGGAUGAAAAGCUUCAGCGCAGCACCCUUUCGGGGAUUGCAUUCCAGCCUCCUGAAAUAGUAGCAAAUAUUGAGCAGGUGAUGCAGGAUCUUCGAUCAGAACCUGUUUACUGGAGACUUCCAGAGCAGUUUGAGGGACAAAAGCUGACCUCUUAUGGAGGGAAACUGAAAUAUGCAAUCUACUUUGAAGCACGAGAAGAGACAGGCUUUACUACUUACUACCCACAAGUCAUCAUAAGAGGUGGGCCUCCCACUCAUACAAGAAUUAUUGUCCGGCAUAUGGCUGCCCCUCUGAUUGGACAACUGACAAGGCAUGAGAUCGAGCUGACAGAGCAUGAAUGGGAAUAUUAUGGUGCUGACCAAAGGGUGCCCUGGGAAUACUAUCAUGAUGACCCGGGUGUCAACAAGACAAUCUCCCAAGCAGAUUUCACAUGGAAGCAUUAUGGAGAUGACCCAAGACCAAGUAGAGCUGUGUCCCGGGAGGACUUCAUGAAUGUCUUGUAUGAUGUUCAUUACAUUCUUAUUAAGGCUACUCAUGGCAAUAUCAUGAGGCAGAGCAGGAUUUCUGAGAUCUCAAUGGAAGUUGCUGAAGGCGGCACUGUGUCUGGGAUGACUCCUCAGGCUUAUUUGAUUGAGAAAUGUGACUGCCCAUUGGGAUAUUCUGGUUUAUCUUGUGAGUCAUGCUCUCCAGGAUUUUAUAGGCUUCCACCUUCACCUGCAGGAAGGACACCUGCUCAGCCCUUAGGCACCUGUGUUUUGUGCCAGUGUCAUGGACACAGUACUAUGUGUGACCCUGAAACAUCAAUUUGUCAGAACUGUCAGCACAAUACUGCUGGUCAUCAUUGUGAGAGAUGUGCUCUGGGAUUUUAUGGCAUUGUCCAAGGCUCUCCAGAUGACUGCCAGCCUUGUGCUUGUCCACUGCCCAUUCCUAGUAAUAAUUUUAGCCCUUCUUGUGUUGCUGAAGGACCUAAUGAUUACCGAUGUACUGCAUGCCCACCUGGAUAUGAAGGCCAGUACUGUGAAAGAUGUUCUCCUGGCUACACGGGAAACCCACAGACUCCAGGAGGAUCCUGCCAGGAAUGUGAGUGCGAUCGAUACGGUUCCCUGCCUGUCCCCUGUGACCCUGUCACUGGGCAGUGCACUUGCAAGCCUGGAUUCACAGGGUGGAAGUGUGCUGGCUGUGAGCAUCGGCAUGCACGUGAUGGCAUGAAGUGCAUUUCUUGUGAUGAUGAAUGCACAGGACUCCUUCUUAAUGAUCUCAAUCGGAUAAACCAGAUGAUCCUGAGUGUUAACCUUAGUGGUCCACUGCCUCCUCCAUAUAAAAUAUUACAGGGUUUUGAGAACAGGACACAGGAAUUAAAGCAUUUGCUUUCCCCUCAGAGAGCACCAGAGAGACUUCUUCAGCUAGCACAAGAAAAUCUGGAUACUCUGGUGACAGAGAUGGAUGAACUACUGACAAGAGCUACCAAGGUGACAGCAGAUGGUGAGCAAACCAGGCAGGAUGCUGAGAGGACUAAUGACAGAGCAAAAUCUCUUCGACAGUUCGUCAAAGGCAUUCUCCAAGCUGCUGAAGCUGCAAAUGAAGAUGCGAUAAAACUGAAUGAGACACUUAGAUCCCAAGAUGACACCUUUGAGAAGAGUCUUCCAGAAAUACAGAGUGAGGCUGAGAGAAUGGUUGCAGAGCUGAGACGUAGAGACAUGAAUAUGCAAGAAAGAAUAGCUCAAGAUGAGUUAAAGAAUGCUGAAGAUCUCUUGGACAAAGUGAAGAGAUUAUUUGGUGAGCCCAGUGAGAAAAAUGAGGAUCUCAAAAAUGAGGUCCGGGACAAGCUAGCAAGCUACCACACCAAGGUUGAUGAUGCUCGAGAUCUGCUAAGAGAAGCUAUGAAUAAAAUUAGGGAAGCUAAUCGUUUAUCUGCAGUCAACCAAAAAAAUAUGACCAUGGUAGAGAAAAAGAAGCAAGAUGUAGAAGAUGGGAGACGAGAUGUUGAGAAGAGCCUACAGGAAGGGAAUGAUAUCCUUGAGGAAGCCAACAGACUUGUAAAUGGAAUCAGCUUAGAUAUAGAGUACGUAGAAGGCGUUGCAGAUAAGAUACAGCCAAUGUCUGACCAGCUGAAGAAGAAAAUAGAUGACUUACUGCAAGAAAUUAAUGACAGGAUGCUUCCAGAAAAGGUAUUGCAAGCUGAGAACCAUGCAGCCCAGCUGAAUGAAUCAUCUGCAAUACUGGAUGGAAUCCUUACUGAAGCCAGAAACAUCUCUUUCAAUGCCACACUGGCUUUCAACGCUUAUACUAACAUCAAAGAUAAUACAGAUGAAGCUGAAAAAGUUGCCAAGGAAGCCAAGGCUAUUUCAAAUGAAGCCAUGCAAGCGACAUCUGGUCCUCAAGGAUCAUUGAAGGAUGGCGCCAAGAGCUCGCUUCAGAAAAGCUUCAGGGUCCUUAAUGAAGCCAAGAUGUUAGAAAAUGAUGUUAAAGAAAAAGGAGAUAACCUGGACAGCACGCAGGACAGGCUGAAAGAAGCUGAUGAGAGGAAUUCCAUUCUCCUGAGAGCUCUGAACGAAACCUUUGGAAAGCUGUCAGCCAUUCCUAAUGAUACAUCUAUAAAGGUACAGGCAGCCAAAGACAAAGCAAGACAAGCCAAUGAUUCUGCAAAUGAUAUCCUGGCCCAGAUUAGAGACCUCAACCAGAAUCUCCUCGGUUUGAGAAACAACUACAGUAAACUUGCAGAUGACGUGGCGAAAACAAAUGCUGUUGUGAAGGAUCCUAUCAAUAGCAGAAUCAUUGCUGAUGCAGAUUCCAGUAUUAAAGCCCUAGAAAAGGAAACAGAUCGGCUGCUAGAUAAAAUCAAGCCAAUCAAAGAACUUCAGGAUAACUUAGGGAAAAAUAUUUCUCAGAUAAAAGAGCUGAUAAACCAAGCUCGGAAGCAAGCCAAUUCGAUCAAAGUGUCUGUGUCCUCUGGAGGCAAUUGUAUUCGCACAUACAGACCAGAAAUAAAGAAGGGAACAUACAACACCGUCAUUGUCAAUGUGAAGACUGUAGUUGCUGACAAUCUGCUUUUUUACCUUGGAAGUGCCAAGUUUACUGACUUCUUGGCCAUAGAGAUGCGCAAAGGCAAAGUAAGCUUCCUGUGGGAUGUGGGAUCUGGUGUUGGACGGGUAGAAUAUCCAGAUCUGACCAUAAAUGAUGGAUUUUGGUACCGGAUUGAAGCCUCUAGGACUGGGAAAAAUGGCACAAUAUCAGUGCGAGCUCUGGAUGGUCCUAAAGCCAGCAUUGUGCCAGCCACAUUCAGAUCUGUCUCUCCACCUGGAUAUACCAUUCUGGAUGUGGAUGCUAAUGCCGUGCUGUUUGUUGGUGGUUUAACAGAAAAAAUAAAGAAGUCAGAUGCUGUAAGAGUUACCACCUUCACUGGCUGCAUGGGAGAAACCUUUCUAGACAGCAAACCCAUAGGCCUGUGGAAUUUCAGGGAUAUUGAAGGUGACUGCAAGGGAUGUGCCGUUAGCCCACAGGUGGCAGAUGGUGAGGGGACGGUCCAGUUUGAUGGUGAGAGCUAUGCCAUGGUGAGCCGCCCAAUCCGCUGGAAUCCAAAUAUUUCCACAGUCAUGUUCAAAUUCAGGACCUUCUCAUCGAAUGCCCUGCUAAUGUAUCUUGCCACUGAUGACUUGAAAGAUUUCAUGAGUGUAGAACUCAGUGGUGGGCGUAUUAAAGUCAGCUACGAUCUGGGUUCAGGUACAGCUUCUGUUAUCAGCAACCAAAAUCAUAAUGAUGGCAAAUGGAAAGCUUUCACCCUGUCAAGGAUUCAAAAACAAGCCAACGUAUCAAUUGUAGAUAUAGAUACCAAUGAAGAAGAGACCGUAACAACAACUUCAACUGGCAGCCACUUUGGGCUCAACCUAAAAGGGCAUGAGAAAAUAUAUUUUGGGGGAUUGCCAACCCUGAGAAAUCUAAGUACGAAAGCAAGGCCUGAAGUGAACUUGAAGAAAUAUACAGGUUGCCUCAAAGAGAUUGAAAUUUCAAGGACACCUUAUAAUAUAUUGAGUAGUCCUGAUUUUGUUGGUCUAACCAAAGGAUGCACACUAGAGAACAUUUACACAGUCAGCUUCCCCAAGCCAGGCUUUGUGGAACUGCAGCCUGUCUCCUUUGACAUAGGCACUGAAAUCAACCUCUCCUUCAGCACCAAGAAUGAGUCUGGGAUCAUCUUGUUUGGCACAAGUGGCACAGUUGUUCCCCCCAGGAGAAGGCGCCGAAACUCUGGAGGGAAAGCUUCUCCUCAGAGGAGAAAGCGCAGACAGACAGGACAGGCCUACUAUGCAGUGUUCCUGAACAGAGGUCUACUAGAAGUGCACAUCUCCAGUGGGAUACGGGAUCCCCAUAGAAUCACCAUCAGACCAGAGGCUGGAGAGUUUCAUGAUGGCAGACCACACUCCAUCCGGAUAGAAAGAGCUAAAGGGAUGUUCACUGUUCAGGUAGAUGAAGACAAAGGCCAGACUCAGAGACUGCCAACAGACCAGCCCAUCUCUGUUAGAAAGCUAUUUGUGGGGGGAACUUCUUCUCAGUUUCAGACUGCACCUCUCAGAAACAUUCCACCAUUUGAGGGCUGUAUUUGGAAUCUUGUCAUUAAUGCCACACCCAUGGACUUUGCUCAACCUGUGUCCUUCGAAAAUGCAGAUAUUGGGAGAUGUCCCUCUCUAGAACCAGAGAUUAGGCCAUCUGAGGAUGAAGAUAAACCAAUCCCUUCCGCAGUCCUCGUCCAACCUGAACUAGACACUAAUGGGGAGAAAGAAAGGCCAAGAAUUCCUCCAGCUUCUCCACCACCGUCUCUACCUUCAACACUUGAUUCCUGUGCUGCUGACACAGAACCAGCCAUUUUGGAAGGUGGCAAGCAAUUUGGUCUUUCGAGGAACAGCCACAUUGCAGUUGCAUUUGAUGACACCAAAGUGAAAAACAGACUUACAAUUGAAUUUGAAGUCAGAACAACAGCUGAAUCUGGCUUGCUGUUUUAUAUGGCCCGCAUCAACCAUGCUGAUUUCGCUACAGUUCAGAUAAAGAAUGGACUGCCUUACUUCAGCUAUGAUCUGGGGAGUGGAGACACGAACACAAUGAUUCCCAGCAAAAUAAAUGAUGGCCAGUGGCACAAGAUAAAAGUCAUUCGAACCAAGCAAGAAGGAAACCUGAUAGUAGAUGGUGUUUCAAACAAGACUGUUAGCCCCAAGAAGGCUGAUAUACUGGAUGUUGUAGGAAUGCUAUAUGUUGGAGGUUUGCCCAUUAACUACGCAACUAGAAGAAUUGGUCCGGUCACCUAUAGCAUCGAUGGCUGCAUCAGAAAUUUUAAAAUGACAGAAUCACCUGUUGACCUGGAUAGUCCAACUUCCAGCUAUAAUGUUGGAAAAUGCUUUGUCACUGCACAGAAAGGAACAUACUUCGAUGGAACAGGCUUUGCCAAAACAGUUGGUGCAUACAAAGUAGGAACAGACCUGCUUGUGGAAUUUGAAUUCCGUACAACACAAAUGAAUGGUGUUCUCCUGGGAGUCAGCAGCCAGAAAAUGGAUGGGCUUGGCAUCGAAUUAGUAGAUGGAAAAGUGAUGUUUCACGUUGACAAUGGUGCAGGACGAUUCUCUGCCAUCUAUGAGCCCGAUGCACGAGGAAGUUUGUGUGAUGGACAGUGGCACAAGGUCCUUGCCAACAAGAUCAAACACCGUUUAGAGCUGACUGUGGAUGACAGACAGGUGGAUGCUAACAGCCCAAGCAGAGCAUCGACCUCAGCAGACACUAAUGACCCUCUCUUUGUUGGAGGAUAUCCUGAUGGUGUGAUCCAGUUUGGGCUGACCACUAAUAUCCGUUUUAAAGGAUGUAUUCGAUUUCUGAAGCUGACGAAGGGUACUGCUAAACCUCAAGAGAUUAACUUCAGCAAAGCUUUGGAGCUGAGGGGUGUUCAACCGUUGUCAUGUCCUGCAAACUAAAUGUCAUUCAAGUGGUAUGGGUCUGUUUAUAUAAGCAUCUCAGAUUAAAAA
Molecule: messenger RNA, 9982 nt
Organism: Calypte anna (Anna's hummingbird)
Lineage: Eukaryota; Metazoa; Chordata; Aves; Apodiformes; Trochilidae
Gene: LAMA2
Product: laminin subunit alpha 2
Biological process (GO): regulation of cell migration; cell adhesion; axon guidance
Cellular component (GO): basement membrane
Molecular function (GO): signaling receptor binding; extracellular matrix structural constituent
Source: RefSeq, a predicted model, not a curated record